Molecule: messenger RNA, 2820 nt
Organism: Amoebophrya sp. A120
Lineage: Eukaryota; Dinophyceae; Syndiniales; Amoebophryaceae
Source: the annotation of a GenBank genome assembly
CUUCAACAGGGAAUCCUUUGGUGAAGGUGGAACACUGUAUGUUAAUCACUGUCGUGCGUGUUGCAGUCGCUCGACCGAGAUACGUAGAGUAGACAUUUGAUGCUCAAAUACUUUUUUGGAGAAAUGUAGACAUUACAGAUGAUAUUUGAUGAUCAAAUAGGUGUACUAUCGACUCCUUCAACAGCAAACUACAAGCAUCUUCACAGCGACACGACAUUCUAACUCUCCUUGAGGGACAUCUUCUGAGUCGAGCAUCGAAGAGCAAAUGGCGUUUCCAUCAGGGGAGCAGGCCCCCGCUGCGGACGAUGUAGGCGUGGGGCUGUCAGACGGUGAAGCAUCACACGAGGGUGGUCACGAGUUGGAUGCAAGCGUCUCAGUGACGAACCGGUGCAACGUCCAGCCGGCUGGCAACGCGUUUUUUCUGGAGGACGGCGGGAAAAGUUAUCGCCUCCGAAAGCGUGCGGGGCUCGGGCCUUUCCUUGGCCGGCUACCCGAGGAGGUGUUGCUGAGCCAUGUCCUGGAGUUUCUGGCCUUGCCAGACCUCGCGACCGCGUUGGCACCCGCCUCAAGCGUGCUUUAUCAGUACGUGCACGCCAAUGACGAGCCUUGGCGUCAGUUUGGUCACGCUGAGCUCAACCGGCUGAACAGCCGAAAUGACGUGAAAAGCGCGGCGCCCGUAGUGACGAGGAAAGCGAAGAAAGAUGCGGCAACGCAUCAUGGCAAAGCGAAAAACUUGCGGACCGCGUGGCCGGAAAGCAAUCAGUGGGGCCGGACCUGGCGCGACACAAUUGUGAAAAGGACAAAGGGUGCUUCGGCAGUGGUCGCUCAACCCGACGACAGCUGCGUCUGUGCCGAUAUAGAUGAAAAGGCCUCCGGCUGCACUUCGACUCCGCCUUCUCCUGCCAGCACGGCGGCGGCGACUGCCACUCCAGUUCCUGCGCUUCCGCUGGAACGAAGAUUCGCAGGGCAGCCACUGUUUUCAGAUCUCCUGUAUCAGCCGUACUUUUGCGCGUCGCUGGAGAUGCGGCCUGAGUGGAUCGCAAAGCAAACGCUGCGGCGCAUACGGUACUGCGACGUGCGUCGGGAGCACUUUGAGUGUAGCGAGCCCUUUGUUCUGGAAGACUGUCCGGUGGAACUUAUCCGCGACGCGCACGACUACAACAGAGAUGCUGUUCUUGUAGAAGAAUGCGCCACGACGACAAAUAACUCCACGGACACGAAGGGAAACGUGUUUUCGAAGGAGGAUUUCUUUGCCAGGCACGCUGAGCAAACUUUCAUCUGUGGCGGGGUGCAAAUGACGCUGAGGCAGUGGCGUUGCUACGCAAAGACCGUCACCUCGGACGAGACACCGCUAUUUGUGUUUGACAAGCAUCUGAAUCGCAAAUGCCCGCAGCUCAGCCGAGCGGCGUCCGGCAAAUAUCUGCGCGAUAUGGCAGUAACUUCGGAAAGCGCAGCAGGACGAGAAGAUUGCGAUGACCAAAGGCCGCCGCCGCCGCACCUGUGGACCGACCUAUUUGACGUGUUAGAAGGUGAGAAACCGUGCAGCUUCGCCACGGAAAUGGAUACACGGCACGCGUGUACUUCUAACGAAAAUUAUAAUCAGGGGGAGACCACAUCCACAAGCAAUUGCAGGAAACUUUCCUCCUCAGGUCCGCGGCGUUGUUACCGACCCGAUAACCGCUGGCUUCUGGUUGGCAAUGCGCGGUCUGGAAGCAAGUGGCACAAGGAUCCCAAUCUUACCUCUGCCGUGAACCUGGUUCUUUCCGGAGCCAAAAAGUGGUUUUUCUUGCCACCGCACGUGGAGCCUCCCGGGGUGAAGCAAUCUACCGAUGGCGCGGAGGUUUGCCAGCCUGUGAGUCUGAUGGAGUGGCUCAUCAAUUUCUACCGGGAAUUCGAGGAGUUAUACCAGGCGGGAAGGACCACCAGCAGCAACAAGGUUGCAGCGCAAACCGGCGCCGGGCUUUGCACCUCCUCAUCAUCUUCCGGACAGGGCACUACGAUGAUGUCGAGCGAUAUUUCCACUAAACCGCCUGUGCGAGGACCUCGCGGCGCGGACGGGUCGUGGGGUGGUGUUUCCUGUUCGCAGCCAGGACGAAGUUGUGGUGGCCCACGCGAGGGCGUGUGUCGUGCCGGCGAGCUCGUAUUCGUGCCGAAGGGAUGGUGGCACGCCGUGGUCAACCUCGAGGACGAUACUAUCGCGGUGACCGAGAAUUUUUGUCCCAGCGCUAUAUUGCCCGACGUGCGGAAGUUUCUGCACCAGAAGCCGGACCAAAUCAGUGGGAUUCCGUGCGAAUUGCGGGACACGAUGGCUGCCGAAUUCGAUGCGGCUCUGCGUCACGCGGGGCAGCUGGGCGAGGACGAUUUUUGUCUAGGCGAGGAGAGGCGGAAAAGUUGCACAAGUGGCCUCACGAGGACUGUAGAAGCCGCACCAUUGGCGCAGCGGAUGAACAAGAGGACUGCCCCCGAACAGGGAGAUGCGAUUGGAAGCAACAGCUGUCCGAGUACCGCCGACGGCGCGGCAGGGGGGAAAGUGGAAGGCGACGAAGCCCAGGUGGAAGGUAAAAGUGCUGGACCGACCACUUCCAAUCUUGCGCAAUCCAGUGGCGAAACUGCAAGUGGGCUGGGCCAAGGACCCGGUCGCGGCCCGGAAAUUGAAGAGCAGAGCAGCUUUUGGUCCGGGGUGCGGAAGCCGCUCUCUUUCAAAAGAAGAAAACAAGCGACCACCAGGUGUGACUAACAGGAAGUAUUAGCGACUUUGUGCUCUCUAUUUAUGGCGUCAUACACAAAUUGCGAGCGUUUGUGCGCUUGAAAUAAACGGAU